This is a messenger RNA of Cylicostephanus goldi, 581 nucleotides long. Lineage: Eukaryota; Metazoa; Nematoda; Chromadorea; Rhabditida; Strongylidae. The record is from the annotation of a GenBank genome assembly.
UUGGCUCUACGUGCAAUAAUAUCGUUCAAAUCACGGGUGCACAAACAUCGUGUAUAUGCCCAGAGGAACCUGGCUGCAGAUUCAUCUAUCAAACUUGAUAUACUAAAUAGUAUACCACGAGAAUUCGUUGACAUCGAUGAAGAUCUCGAAAUCGCCGAUGAUGUCGGUGAAGAUGACGAAGGUGCAGAAGAGCACGGUGCCGGUGAAGACGAUAAGUCUGAGAAAGACAAAGCUGAAUCCAAUCGAGGUGAAACAAGCUUUGGAGAUGGGCAUGACGAUUAUAUGGAUUCACACCAUGGAGCUGAGGAAGAUGAAUCGACGACACCGAGGUCAAAGAGAAAGACAUAUGUCGACGAAGAUCUCGAAGCUCCCUUUGAAAUCUCAUGGGAAGGGGCCCCGGAGUUCCAGUGGAAAUUGUGUCCAACUCCAGCAGAUACUAGACGUCUUAUCAUCGAGAACAUUUUCUGGGCUGAUCUUCAUAACGUCUUCAUUUAUCGUGUGAUGCUGAAAGCUGAGACGGUAGAUAUCAGUUUUCCCAUGCGAUUCAAUAUAGAAGGGUCGAAGCAGAUGUACGGGUAAGA